This is a messenger RNA of Danaus plexippus (monarch butterfly), 2538 nucleotides long. RefSeq lists its product as uncharacterized. Gene Ontology annotation, biological process: telomere maintenance; DNA repair. Gene Ontology annotation, molecular function: DNA helicase activity. The record is from RefSeq and is a predicted model, not a curated record. Lineage: Eukaryota; Metazoa; Arthropoda; Insecta; Lepidoptera; Nymphalidae. Bases 1 to 2538 code for a protein of 845 amino acids. The transcript is spliced from 2 exons.
AUGAUACAUGGACCUUGCGGACAUUUCAACUACAAUUCACCCUGUAUGGUCGACGGUAGGUGUUCCAAGCGAUACCCAAGAGACCUGCUUGCUGAAACCAUAACGGGAAAUGAUGGAUACCCAUUGUAUCGUCGGCGAUCAGUUGCGGACAGUGGGCGAUCGGUAGUUGUGAAGGUAAGGGGACAAAAUGUUGAUGUAGACAAUCGUUGGAUUGUGCCAUACUCGCCAAUAUUGUCCAAAGCUUUUGAGACUCACAUCAAUGUGGAAUAUUGUAAUUCUGUGAAGUCGAUAAAGUACAUAUGUAAAUAUGUUAAUAAAGGUAGUGAUAUGGCUGUCUUCGGUGUAACCAAUGCAAAUGAUGAAAUAUCACAGUACCAGAUGGGUCGCUAUGUAAGUAGCAACGAAGCUAUUUGGCGUAUAUUUUCAUUUGCGAUCCAUGAAAGACACCCUACAGUAGUCCAUUUGGCAGUCCAUUUAGAAAAUGGUCAACGAGUUUAUUUUACUGAAUCUAACGCGGCAGACAGGGCGGCACAUCCACCGUCGACAACAUUAACAAGUUUCUUCACAGUCUGUCAAACUGAUGAUUUUGCUCGCACUUUGCUGUAUGCUGACAUGCCACGCUAUUACACAUGGAACGCAUCAUCGAAAUCGUUUCAGCGUCGAAAACAAGGAACACCAGUUGAAGGACAUCCAAAUGUAUUUGCUUCAGAUGCUCUGGGUCGCAUCUACACAGUACAUCCAAAUAACGAUGAAUGUUAUUAUUUGCGGUUGUUGUUGGUGAAUGUUCGUGGUCCGACAUCGUUUAAACAACUGAGAACAGUUAAUGGACAGCUGUGUGCGACUUACCAUGAGGCAUGUCAACUAUUACAUUUACUUGAGAACGAUUCGCACUGGGAUGAUACGCUCAAGGAUUCCGUAAUAUCUUCGUCGCCGCAUCAAAUUCGUACAUUGUUUGCGAUUAUCAUAUCGACAUGUUUCCCCUCGAAUCCAAAAGAUUUGUGGGUUAAGUAUAGAGAUGACAUGUCUGAGGAUGUUUUGCAUCGUGUGCGCCGUCAAACUUUGAAUCCUACACUACAAAUGACUGAAGAAAUUUACAAUGACACAUUGAUCAUGAUAGAAGAUAUGUGUUUAUUGAUGGCAAAGAAAGUAUUGUUGUGUUUGGGAAUGACAGCACCCAAUCGUCAUUUGCACGAUGCAUUAAACCACGAGUUGCAAAGAGAACAUCAGUACGACAUUGAAGCAUUGGCCGAAACAGUUCGUACAAAUGUUCCACAAUUAAAUCAACAACAAAGAAUUGCGUACGACACUUUGAUAGAAGCUGUGAACAGUGGAUCUGGUGGAAUUUAUUUCCUUGAUGCUCCCGGAGGAACCGGAAAAACGUUUUUAAUUUCAUUGCUUUUAGCGAGGAUCAGAUCGCGAAAUGAUGUUGCUCUAGCGUUGGCUUCAUCUGGAAUAGCUGCAACUCUGCUAGAAGGCGGGCGAACUGCACAUUCUGCCUUGAAAUUACCACUAAACAUGCAAAUCACCGAAACACCAAUUUGCAACAUCGCCAAAAAUAGCGCAAUGGCCAAGAUCCUACAGGUAUGCAAAUUGAUUGUUUGGGAUGAAUGCACAAUGGCCCAUAAGAGGUCACUGGAGGCACUGGACAGAACGUUGAAAGAUCUUCGUGACAACCAAAAUAUUUUCGGUGGGGCCAUGAUUCUGUUGUCAGGUGAUUUUCGUCAGACUCUUCCAGUUAUUCCCCGAUCAACUGUUGCUGAUGAACUAAAUGCAUGCCUAAAAUCAUCAAAUUUGUGGCAGUACGUAAAGACACUCCACUUAACAACUAACAUGCGAGUAUUUUUGCAACAAGAUGAAACUGCAAAUGUGUUUGCGAAGCAGUUGUUAGACAUUGGAAAUAAUAAAGUUGCAGUGGACACCUCGACCGGAUUCAUCACAUUACCUAUAGAUUUCUGUCACAUCACAGAAUCAAAAGUGGAGCUUAUUCAGCGAGUUUUCCCAGAUAUAGCGCAAAAGUUCAAUAACCAUAAUUGGCUGGGUGAACGAGCAAUAUUAGCAGCGAAAAAUAAAGAUGUCGAGGAUCUUAAUGCGACAAUUCAGAAUUUUCUUCCAGGACAGUUGAUUUCCUUCAAAUCAGUCGACACCGUAAUGAACCAGGAUGACGUAAUCAACUAUCCCACUGAGUUCUUAAAUUCACUGGAAUUGCCUGGAUUACCACCUCACAAUUUGCAGUUAAAAGUAGGAUCAGUUGUCAUCAUGCUGCGUAACAUUAAUCAACCUCGACUAUGCAAUGGAACAAGACUGGCUGUGAAAAGACUGAUGAAUAACGUCAUUGAGGCGACAAUCAUAAAAGGAAAAUACAAAGGAGAGGAUGUCUUGAUCCCGCGGAUACCGAUGAUUCCAAUGGACUUACCAUUCGAUUUUAAACGUUUACAAUUUCCAUUUCAUUUCAUGGGAUGCUCACAUCACAUCAGACAUCAGUCGGUAUUAAUGAAGACUGCUAAGAGAAAGACCUCUGAUUCAAAGUCGCCUGAUUAG